UUCCCCGAAACCAAAACAGAAAAAAAGUAAAGUCCUGCUGGCAGCUGUCAACCACCCGUGGUCCCGUGGAAGAGAAGAGAGCAUCGCCGGACCCGGGGACGGCGCGCCGAGAAGGAACAAAAGAAGACGGCGGCGGGGCGGAGAUGGGGAGCCCUCUGGGCGGGUGGCCGUCAUACAACCCGCACAACUUCAGCCAGUUGGUCCCUGCCGACCCCUCCGCGCAGCCCUCGAAUGUCACACCAGCCACUUAUGUUGCGACCCACAGGACAGAUCCGCCACCCAAUCAAGGGCGUGUUAUUUGUGAGCAACUGGACAAUUCAAAACAUCUGAAUGGGUACUUCAGCCACAGACUUCUGGUGAGGUGCAGUGAUAACAGCAGAGAUAUCCCAAUUUGUAUAGCAGAUAAAUUGAUAACCACGGAGGCCAGGAACAUCCUGCUGAGGCACUUGUACCAGAAAUCCGAGGAGAAGGUGAGCAGCUACUGCUACUGCUACUGAGGCCAAAGAGAGCUGCGGCGGACAACCUCGCUCCGGAGAACAACAACAAGAAGCAGCCCAGGGGACCUGUGGGCGACGUCGGGGGCCAGUCGAGCGCAAGAAGCUGAAGACGCACAGCUGGUGGCCGUCCUCCCCUGCUUCUCAUCUAUCGGUGUCAUGCAGCCUGCAUCUCUCACUCACAGCUGAGCUGGUAGCUGGUGGUGGUUGCCCUCCCCUCCCCUGUGCGUCCUCUUCGCCUCUCACGUCUCGUAUGUACGUAUGGUAUGACCAGGAGAGCUAGUUUGCAUACAAUGGAUAUACUGGAUGUGCAUAGCCACCUGAGACGAGACGAGACGGGACUGGACGAGGUCGGUGCGUGCCAUUUCACACGGCACUACCGCACUAGUCUGUGCGGCAGCCUCUCUCUCUCUCUCUCUCUCUCUCUCUCUCUCUCUCUCUCUCUCUCUCUCUCAUCCUCUGCAAUGCAAAAAUAUGGAUGCGCCCA
This is a messenger RNA of Zea mays, 981 nucleotides long. RefSeq lists its product as uncharacterized. The record is from RefSeq and is a predicted model, not a curated record. Gene Ontology annotation, cellular component: Cul4-RING E3 ubiquitin ligase complex. Bases 144 to 497 code for a protein of 117 amino acids. The transcript is spliced from 5 exons. Gene Ontology annotation, biological process: positive regulation of proteasomal ubiquitin-dependent protein catabolic process. Lineage: Eukaryota; Viridiplantae; Streptophyta; Magnoliopsida; Poales; Poaceae.